AUGGCUUCUCCGGACCUGGUAGAAGCUAUGCGCAAGCUCCACUUGAGCAGUCAACAGAGCGACGCUAUUAUCGACGACAUCCUCUUCCAACAGGGACCUCGAAAGCGACAGAAGCAAGACCCCGCCGACCUGAAGGCAGAUCUCGAACGCAAAUUCCUCGAGCCCUCCAACAAGUUCUCUACCGAAUGGCUCAACCGCCUGCAGCAGCGAUGGGACUGCACCACUGACCUCGCCGAGCUCUUCCACAUCGCGCCCACCCAGACCCGCACCGUGACGCGCUUUCAGAGACAGGCCCUGGAGGGCAGGGUCACCGGCUACAAGAAUAUCACCAUCCCGGCGAACAGCGCUACCGCCAAGAACUCGACCUCGUUGAUGCGCAAACCGGGAAAUAGGACCGACUUCGUGCGCGGUGCUGCCGGCUUCUUCCCCUUCGCGCCCGGCGGUUUGGCAGGUGUCGAAGCUACUGCUGCCAUGGAAGACAAGAUGAUGAGAUCAACUGGUGUCGGGAACGAGGGAUCACAGAACAAACUCGAGCGUGUCAUCAAACUGGGUGGUGAAGGUGGAUUUCUCGAGGUCGCCCCCGGUCUCACGCGGGGCAUUGACUUCACCAGGAAAAAGUCGAAGGUCAACGAGAAAGAAGCCAAGGCGAUCGAAGCAGAGCUUGACCAAGAACCCGAGCAAAGCCCAGAGAAGGAAGAUGUCAACGGCAACGCGGAUGCGGACGAUGUAGAGGAGGAGGCAGAUGAAGAAGAUGAGGAUAUUGACGCUUUGUUGCCCAUUGAGUUCCCAGCUUUGGAACCACAUGCCAAUCUCGCAGUAUCGAGCGCUAGAAAGGCAGGUCGCGAAUGGGCACACAUGGUUGACAUUAACAGGGGCAUCAGCAAUUUCCGCGAGCUUGUGCCAGAUAUGGCCAGGGAAUGGCCCUUCGAGCUCGAUACCUUCCAGAAAGAGGCCAUAUACCAUCUAGAGAGCGGCGACUCCGUCUUCGUUGCUGCUCACACGUCCGCUGGAAAGACAGUUGUCGCAGAGUAUGCUAUUGCCCUGGCGGCGAGACAUAUGACGAAAGCUAUCUACACCUCUCCCAUCAAAGCUCUGAGCAAUCAAAAGUUCCGCGAUUUCCGGGAGACAUUCGACGAGGUGGGCAUUUUGACCGGCGACGUUCAAAUCAACCCCGAAGCAAGCUGUCUGAUUAUGACCACCGAGAUUCUGCGAAGUAUGCUGUAUAGAGGCGCUGAUUUGAUUCGGGACGUCGAGUUCGUCAUCUUCGACGAAGUUCACUACGUCAACGACUUCGAGCGUGGUGUCGUUUGGGAGGAAGUCAUCAUCAUGCUCCCGGAGCACAUAACCUUGAUUCUGCUUUCCGCGACCGUGCCCAACACAUACGAAUUCGCCUCUUGGGUUGGUAGAACCAAGCAAAAGGAUGUAUAUGUCAUCUCAACCCCUAAGCGCCCUGUGCCUCUCGAGCAUUACCUGUGGGCCGGCAAGGAUAUCUACAAGAUUGUUGAUCCCCAGAAGAAGUUUCUCGAGAAGGGGUGGAAAGAGGCCGACCAAGCCAUGCGGGGCAAAGAGAAGGUAUUGCCGCCUCCAGCCGCUCGUGGAGGCGGCAAUCAGCGGGGAAACCAGAGAGGAGGUAAUCAGCGUGGUGGAGGUCAACAGCGUGGUGGACAACGAGGUGGUGGCCAGCAGCGCGUUCGGGGUGGUCCUCCGAGGGCUAGCCAUGCCCCCGGACAUAUGGGCCGUGCUGGCCGUCCAGGCGGGUUCACGUCAGCUUCACAAGACAAGAAUCUCUGGGUUCACUUGGUGCAAUAUCUCAAGAAGUCAACCCUAUUACCUGCCUGUAUCUUCGUCUUCUCGAAGAAACGGUGCGAGGAAAAUGCGGAUGCGCUUAGCAACCAAGAAUUCUGCACUGCUCAGGAAAAGAGCCACAUCCAUAUGAUCAUCCAGAAGUCCAUUGCCCGACUGCGACCUGAGGACCGAGUGUUGCCGCAGAUUAUUCGUCUGCGGGAGCUUCUGAGUCGAGGCAUAGCAGUACACCAUGGAGGACUGCUGCCAAUCGUCAAGGAAAUUGUCGAGAUCCUCUUUGCGCAAACCCUGGUAAAGGUCCUGUUCGCGACCGAGACGUUCGCAAUGGGUCUAAAUCUGCCGACUAGGACAGUGGUCUUUUCGGGCUACCGAAAGCAUGACGGACACUCUUUCAGAAACCUACUAGCCGGCGAAUACACCCAAAUGGCUGGCAGAGCUGGUCGACGUGGGCUGGACACUGUUGGAUCAGUCAUCAUUGUCCCUCCUGGUGGUGGCGAUCAGGCGCCGCCAGUGGUUGAUCUUCAGAAGAUGAUCCUCGACCCGCCUAGUAAGCUGCGGUCUCAAUUCAGAUUGACCUACAACAUGAUUUUGAACUUGUUACGGGUGGAAGCUCUGAAGAUCGAGGAGAUGAUUAAGCGCAGCUUCUCUGAGCAUGCCACUCAGCAGCUGCUUCCGGAGCACGAAAAGGCUGUCAAAUUGUCAGAAGCCGAUCUUGCCAAAGUCAAACGGGAACCCUGCAGCAUUUGCGACGGAACUCUGGAGCAAUGCCACCAGGCCUCUAUGAAUUACAAGCAACUGACUGAAGAGCUGUAUAAGGGUCUUCUGAGCAUAACCUUCGGCAAGAAGAUGUUCUCUACGACUCGUCUCAUAGUAUUCAACAAAGACGGCGUCCGGACUACGGGCAUUCUCUUGUCUGAAGGGGUUAGCACGAAGACUCUGGGUGGACAGCCGACGGUGCAUGUAUUUGAGAUCAAAUCUGGACGCGAAACUCGCGACUCGAGCGACCUCUUGCCGUUCAUUCCUGCUUUCAGACCGCUACUGAAGCCCAUCUCUCAACAGAAGAGAUCCAUCAUCGGCAAGCCACUUCAUGUACCGCUCAGCGACGUUGAGUGUCUUACCGGGAAGCUUGCACCUGGCAUUGUGCCUGAAUACUUCCAAAUGCAGGAACUGAAGCAGAAAGCUAAAGAGCGAAUGCUCAAGAUUUGCCACACCUGGGAGUCGGAGAUGUGGGACGAGAUUAGUUUCUCCAAGAUCAAGAGCUUGAGUCUACAGGAUAUCAUCCAGAAGCGUCAGCAAGAGCUAGCAACCAUAGAGGCAACGGCUACGACCAGUUGCCCGAAGUUUCUAAAACACUUCGCCAUGUGUCAUGACCAGUGGCUCAUCAAGGAGCACAUCUCCUCGCUUCGUCAAGCGCUCUCUGACCAGAAUCUCCAGCUCCUCCCUGACUAUGAGCAGCGCAUACAGGUUCUCAAGGAUCUGUCAUUCAUCGAUACCGACGCUCGUAUCCAGCUUAAAGGCAAAGUGGCCUGUGAGAUACAUUCGGCAGACGAGCUUGUCCUCACUGAGCUCAUUCUCGACAACGUCCUUGCCGAGUACGAACCCGCGGAGAUUGCCGCCCUACUAUCAGCUUUCGUUUUCCAAGAGAAGACCGACUCUGUGCCAAACCUGACCGGUAAUCUUGAACGCGGCAUGAAGACCAUCAUCGAGAUCGCCGAGAAAGUCAACGCGGUGCAGACGGAGCACCAGGUCAUUCAGAGCGCGGAAGAUAGCAACGACUUCGUCUCGAGACCCCGCUUCGGCCUGAUGGAGGUCGUGUACGAGUGGGCGCGCGGCAUGAGCUUCAAGAACAUCACCGACCUGACGGACGUGCUGGAGGGUACCAUCGUCCGCACCAUCACGCGGCUGGACGAGACGUGCCGCGAGGUCAAGAACGCGGCGCGACUCAUUGGCGAUCCCGAGCUGUACCAGAAGAUGCAGACGGCGCAGGAAAUGAUCAAGCGGGACAUCACUGCGGUGGCUUCGUUGUAUAUGUGA
Molecule: messenger RNA, 3837 nt
Organism: Anthostomella pinea
Lineage: Eukaryota; Fungi; Ascomycota; Sordariomycetes; Xylariales; Xylariaceae
Source: the annotation of a GenBank genome assembly